Messenger RNA from Verticillium nonalfalfae, 2724 nucleotides. RefSeq lists its product as uncharacterized. Gene Ontology annotation, molecular function: serine-type endopeptidase activity. The record is from RefSeq and is a predicted model, not a curated record. The transcript has 3 exons. Gene Ontology annotation, biological process: proteolysis. Bases 1 to 2724 code for a protein of 907 amino acids. Lineage: Eukaryota; Fungi; Ascomycota; Sordariomycetes; Glomerellales; Plectosphaerellaceae.
AUGACAAUCAACGGAAUCAACGGUGCCAAUGGCACAUCUCACCCUGACGUUGAAACCCAGCCCAGGACCAGAGUCUACCUUUGGGGGCUCGAUAACGAAGAACAUAAGUCACCCACACGCCCCGAGCACGCCGAGGCUUUGAUCCAUGGAAGCUUUCAGGAAAGCGUCAUUGGUGCCGACAACAGGGAGCGAGUCGUCCAACGUGAUUUUAUGCCAGGUGGUGUCUAUCGAGCCAUUGUCAAACUGUUCCUGCGGUUCGAGAACCAAGCAGAAGACGACCCUUGGGCCAUGGCAACUGGAUGGCUCAUUCGCAAGGACCUGCUGGUGACGGCGGGACAUUGUGCCUAUGACCAUUCUCACGGGCUGGGCCGCCUGCUCCACGUCAAAGCCUAUAUUGGCUACAGUGGCAAGGAGAGCAUCAUACCUCCUGAGCCUAGUGUCAAAGAUAAAUUCCGUGAUAUUUACAGCAACUACAAGGUGGAGUUCCGCACCGGAAAGGCUGUCAUGACGACGGAAAGCUGGCACAACAAUGGGUCUUUCGAGGCCGCGGAUCUUUCUUUCAUCCAGCUAUCAUCUGGUUUUGAAGGUGUGGACCCGAUUAAGUACAGUCCGACCCCGAUCGCUAGCCAGGCAAAACUAGGUGUCAUUGGGUACCCUGGUGACCUACUCAACCCCGAUAUCCAGCACAGCGACGAGAAGGGAGCUGUCAUGUGGGAGAUGUAUCUCAAGGAUGCCGAGUCGUGGGACACUAGACUGAGCAGCAGCAACCCUGAAGGUCUUCUUCAAUACACCAUUGAUACCUACGGAGGCAACUCAGGCUCGCCCGUUCUGUUGGAGAAGCCCACGGAUCCCAAAAACGUCACGGCCAUCGGGGUGCAUGUUUAUGGAGGUUCAAAGAACUCGGCAUCUGUCAUCGGCCCUGAAGGUAAUGUUUUUGAGCAAUACAUCAGCGCCCUCGAUGUCUACAACGGCGCUCCUGAUGCUCGGGUUCGUUCGGAGCCAGUCGAGGGGCACCAGAGGGAAUGGCUCAAGAUUUUCAGCGUGCCAGCAGAGGCCAAGGUCACGCCGACGCCCAAGCCAACACCAGGUCCCAGGCCUGGCGAAGGAGAGGCUCUACUGCCCGGCAGCGGGGGGCCGGGAACUUUGGGUGGCAACAUCACUGGCGUCGAAGAAGGCUUCCUCGACUUCUUGAACAAGGCCGUGAACUUUGUGGCACCUGUCGUCACGAGCGCCCUCGACGUGGCCUUGCCCAUUGCACUCGGACCUGUCGGUGUCCCCGUUGCCGCGCUUGCCGGCGCGGCCCUCGGUGCCGCGGGCAAGCUCGCUGCCAGAGGCGCCGGGGGCACGGAAGCCGAGAUUGGCAAGCUGUCUCAAUACGCCCACGAGGGCAUCGCUGAGCGAGCCGUUCUCGGCGAGGCCGCCAUCGCAUGCCUCAAGCACAUGGGCAAUGACAAGUGCCAGCAGGAAGGCUUCUUUGACAGCAUGAGUGCUUAUGUCAAGAAGCUUGCUCCCUUGGUCACGACAAUUGGCCCCAAGAUUGUCGGCGCUGUCGCAGAGCCCGCACUGCGCCUCGCACUCAGCAACAUCCCGAAGCCCCCGGGUACCGAGACGGAGAUCCCAAAGCUCCGGCCUGGCCGCAGCAACGAUACCAAGGUCGCCGGGUUCGGGCCCAAGCUCCCCAACGCUAACCACGAAGCCUUCAUCACCACGCUUGGCAGCAAGCUCACGGAGAGCGAUACGGAGGGUUUCUUGGAGGUCGCGGAUGGCCCGGGACAGGUCAUCCGAAAAGGUCUACGAGUUCAUGUGCGGCCGCUGGACCAAUCGAUCAAGGACUUCCAUGAUCUCGUCAAGCCUAGAGGCACAGAGUCGACUUUCCAGGACCCUCAAGGAUGGAAGUUCAAGGGCGGCAUCACUGAGCGGGCCAUUCUGGGCGAGGCGGCGCUUCUGACACUGAUGGACACGAACGUGAAGAAGCUCGAACAGGAAGGCCUGUUCGACAUUAUCAAGUCCGUCGUUAAGACCGUCGGGCCUGUCGUCAUCAAGGCUGCUCCAGUGGUCUUCAAAGCUGUCACGCCCAUCGUCCAGAAUGCGCUGGCGGACCUCUCCAAGAACAAGGGAGGCAGCACUGAGGCUCUCCUACCUCCGGUCAACCAGGGUUGGCCGCGGCUCUCGCAGACGGAGCGCAACAUUCUGAAUGCAGACAAUGAAUUUGUGACUUGGGACACCACACUCAACAAUGAAAACAACGCAUACAACGCAGUUGAUCUAGAGGCUAGCAAUGCCGGCGUGCUGGCUUACAACAUCAUCGGGAAACGCUUCUCGGUCUAUAAUGCGGCCUUCGCUGCAGGGCAGCACGCCGUGCCCCACGGAGCCCCCAAUGUCCAAUCUAUUUUCGGGUUUGCUGCGGCGGGAGUCAACAUACUGGGCUCGUACCAGCAAGGCGACCCGCAUAUCGCAUUUGGAUGGAACAAUCAGUCGACUAUUUUCGCGGCAGGUGUAAAUCUUCCGGCGAACCAUCCUUGGUCUCUGGCGGGCGGUUUCAUCGCCGGGUUCGUCGAUGCUUCUUCACCUCAGAGAUACAGGUCUCAUGUGCGAGUUUAUGGUCAGCGUGCGAGCACUCGCAUCCAGGUCGGUUCGGACGCUGUGUAUGUUGAGAUGGGCCUACCUACGUUCGUUCGCGUUUUGAGCCAAAUGAGGAGCAGUUUUGCGCAGAACAACGUGUGA